Messenger RNA from Chanos chanos (milkfish), 3819 nucleotides. RefSeq names its product rho GTPase-activating protein 30 (gene arhgap30). NCBI's taxonomy places the organism in Eukaryota, Metazoa, Chordata, Actinopteri, Gonorynchiformes, Chanidae. Gene Ontology annotation, molecular function: GTPase activator activity. The record is from RefSeq and is a predicted model, not a curated record. The coding region runs from base 1 to 3819 and encodes 1272 amino acids. Gene Ontology annotation, biological process: small GTPase-mediated signal transduction. The transcript is spliced from 15 exons.
AUGAGGAGAGGACGGAGAAAAGGAGGGAAUAAAGACAAGGUGUUUGGCUGCGACCUGCUGGAGCAUUUGAACGCCACCGGCCAAGACAUUCCACAAGUGUUGCGCAGCUGCAGUGAAUUCAUUGAAGAACAUGGUAUUGUUGAUGGGAUCUAUAGACUGUCUGGAGUUUCAUCCAACACGCAGAAACUAAGGUCUGAGUUUGACAAUGAGGGGACACCAGAACUGUACAGAGAUGUCUACCUCCAGGAUAUUCACUGUGUUAGCUCUCUGUGUAAGGCCUACUUCAGAGAGUUACCCAACCCACUCCUGACAUACCAACUCUACGACCGCUUUGCUGAGGCUGUGGCUGUCCAGCUGGAGGAUGAAAGGCUGGUGAAGAUCAAAGAGGUGCUGAGGGAUCUGCCUCCUCCCCACUACAGGACUCUGGAAUAUUUGAUGCGUCAUUUAGUGUGGAUGGGCAAACAUGCCUCAGAAACAAACAUGCAUGCCAGAAAUCUGGCCAUUGUAUGGGCCCCAAACCUUCUCAGGUCUAAAGACAUUGAGGCGUCUGGCUUUAACGGUACUGCUGCGUUCAUGGAGGUGCGUGUCCAGUCUAUCGUUGUGGAAUUCAUCCUCACUCACGUGGAUCAGCUUUUUCCCGAACCAGAAUCAGGAGGACGCAGGAAGUCCCUCCCCUCCCCUUCGCCACAAUCCAGUCAGGAAGAGCCUUUCUUCAGGGCGAUGCCUUUCCAGCUUCCGAGGAACGUUAGCCCCGGGGAUGCCCCCCUUCCCAUGAGAUCCUACCAUGACAUCAUCGACGACACUGAGAAGAGAAAGGGUUCUCUGAAAGGCAGGAAAUGGAAAUCCAUCUUUAAUUUGGGAGCAAGACUUCAUGACCCUCGUAAGAAGAACAAAGCCUCAAACAAAGAGAAAGAGAAGACUAGUCUGAGGCCAGCUAAGAGUAUGGAUUCCCUGAGUGCAGCACCCUAUUCACAGGAAGGUCAAAGACAGCGAACUCCAGCCAAUCAGUUUUCGCCCUUAAGCGGUUCCUCCGCCAGCCCCACUGGAAGCACAGAGACUGGCCUUUCUGGGCCUGGGUCCGGAUCCAGCUCUUACGCGGUCACUUUCAGGCGAACAGGCGGGGCCAGCGUGAGCGUAGUGAGUGGAGGAAGCGGUACUCAGGGAACGUACAACCGUCUGGACUCGGGCAACGCGGCCGGCGGCGCCAACGGGUCUCAAAACGUGUCCAGGUCACCGGCGUUACAGAGCAGGGCAGAGCGCCGCGCGGGCAUCCACAUCUCCGGACCUUUUUCGGUCACCGUACCCCUCCACAUCACCUCUGGGUUAGCAUUUGGGGUACUGCAGGGCGGCAGGGGAGAGGAGGAGCAAGUCCCUCAGGAGAGUGGAGACGCAGACAGAGAGCAGAAAGUUGAGGAGAAAGCGGAGACAGAGAAAGAGGAGCAAGAGAGCAUAGGGAAGGAGCACAACGGCGAGGCACCGGCGACAGAGGACAAAAACACUGGGAGUGAAGGCAGAGAGGAAACUUUGCAAGAGGAAGAAAAAAUGAUGGCCAGACCACCGCAGGAUUCCGACGUUUCCAAUGUCCCAGUCGCACCCAACUCUCAGGAUAAGUGUGACGUUCAGCUGUCUGUCGAGGAAGAGUCCCCAGAUCAAGACCUGCCGCUGGAUUUCCAGGACACGUUUGGAUUUCUGGAUAGCAUGGAAAGCAGCACUUCGUAUCAGAAUAACGAGUUCUCCGUGGAACCCCCUUGUUAUGAGGAUGAAGAGGAAGAGGAAGGCAAGUCUCACAGCCUGCCUUACAAGUCAUGCCCUUUCCUACCCGCCACAGGCUCUUCCUCUGAUGAAGAGUACGAUGAUGAUGAUGAUGAUGAGGAAGAGGAUGAUUCCGACAAAGGGGAUUACGAAGACAUGUUCUUUUGCAGUCUUCCAUCUGCUAAGCAGUUCCAUGGACUCCGCUGGUCAUGCCCACAGCCUGCAUCAAUGCCCUACACCAAUAGCGGGACAGAAAUGCACCCGAAGGACCAAUCAGAUUGCUCAGAUCAAGAACACACCACAGUUUCACCCAUUAGGGUUACAGAGGGUUCAGUCCAAACAGAGGCGGCCAAUAGCACCACAGAUGCUCAUGCCAUUGAUGAAUCACACGACCCAAGGUCAGAGAAUGGGGACUUUGAUUCACCUGUUCACACAGAGGAAUGGGGUGAAGAAAUGAAGACAGAUGAAGAGAGGAAUGAAGAGAAGGGCCAAGAAAAGGAUGGAUGUGAAGAGAGGGAAGAGGAAGGGGUUGUGAGACGUGAGAUGUCAGGUACAUGGAAUGAAACCACUAACACAGACAAGGGGAGCACAGACCCUGUCCUAUCCGCAGAUACACGCACACUGAGCUCGAAGACAGAGGGCCAAUCGGUAAAGACUGAAGACAAAGAGGCGGAUGGCAGUCUUGAAGGAGUGCACUCCCCUUCAUCAUCCGGAACGCCUCCCACAGAGACUCCUCCCACUACCAUUCACUCCCCUGUCACAGGCAAAAUGCCAGGCUUAGAAGGUGAUCAGCCAGUGCUUGUUGUCACGGCACCAGAACCCACCUUAUUGGCUGAGCAGUGUGAAGCUAUGAUCAAUGAGCUGUUAGAGGACCUAAGUGUUAUUUCCUGUAGCAGCUUAGAGGCACAGUCUGAAGUCAAUGAAGAGGUAGAAAGCCAGAGGAGGACAGGAGAGCUUGAAGCAGAAAGAAUCGAGGAAAAGCAUGAAAUUAUAUUUGGAGGGGAGAAAGACACAGAAAACAUGGUAGGUGGUGAAAAAGAAGGAGAGAGAGAUUUCGAGGAAGAAACUGAAACAGAUGGAGGAAUAGGACCAAAAGAGGAACAUCAGUCAGCACGAGAAGACCUCAAAGAGGUUCCUGUUUCCGAAGAUAAUACCCCGAGAGACGCUGAGGAGAGGGAAAAAGAAGAACGCGAUUCGCUUGGAGAUGAUCCCGCCGGCGCGUCAGACUCCGACAGUCAGCCAGAGGACAGAGUGACUGAACACAGAGAUGAAAGAGAGGAUGGAGUGAAUGAGGAAAGCAAAGUGAAGCUCUCUGUCGUCCAAGGCCAAGAGCCACCACAGACAGCCCCUGUUGCAGAAGAAGAAGAAGAACCAAAGGAGGGAAAGAACGGAAGAGAUGAAAGCCACAAUGCGGAGAUCGGAAAGACAGACAGGGGCGUGGGUCUUGGUCCAGGGCUGGGCCGGACGCUGGUGGUGUCCAAACAACCCCCAGCAAGAGUAUUUCAGGCCAAGGCUGUUCCUGUGGUCCCACCCAAACCCCAGCACUCCAAACUCGCUGCUUUCAAUCUGAAGCAGCAGUUUCAGCUCAGAGAAACAGAGUCGACACACAGAGAAGGACAGCACGCGGACUCCGACAGGACGGAACAGCAGAUCUGCGCGCAGCAAAAACACAGCGACGCGGAGAACAGUGACACGGAGAAGCCGCAGAGAGACGUCAGUCACGAGGCGGUACACCAGGACCACAGGGGAACUUCGCAAACACUUCCAAACAACGGCAGGUGCAAGGACCAGACGAGGGGAGACAAGGAAACGGAGGGAGAGGGCAAAAGAGAAAGGUCAGGGACGUGGGACGCCAUGAGAGAGAUCAGGCCGGACGGACUAAGAGAAGGAGACAGAGAAACUAAAAGAAACAGUGGCAUCAGCAUAUGUUUUGAUGAGGCGGUUGCCAGGGCGACGGGGAAGCGAGGGAGAGAGAGUGAGAGAGAGAGGGAAAAAGGUAUUGAUGCGCAGUGGGAGAGAGGUGGAAGGAAAGAAGGACUGGGUCAGAAGGCAAAAGAAACUGACUGA